Molecule: messenger RNA, 3921 nt
Organism: Dinoponera quadriceps
Lineage: Eukaryota; Metazoa; Arthropoda; Insecta; Hymenoptera; Formicidae
Product: ribosome biogenesis protein BMS1 homolog
Exons: 4
Coding region: 153-3887 (1244 amino acids)
Biological process (GO): maturation of SSU-rRNA from tricistronic rRNA transcript (SSU-rRNA, 5.8S rRNA, LSU-rRNA); ribosome biogenesis; endonucleolytic cleavage of tricistronic rRNA transcript (SSU-rRNA, 5.8S rRNA, LSU-rRNA)
Cellular component (GO): nucleus; 90S preribosome
Molecular function (GO): GTPase activity; GTP binding; U3 snoRNA binding
Source: RefSeq, a predicted model, not a curated record
GAGUUGAGUACUUCAUGUUGAAGUGAUAGAAAGGGUAACUUAUAUCUUCUUAAUGAUUCUAGAAGUUCGUGAGUAAUGAUAUCGCAAGAUAUCGUCAAUAAAAACGACUUGAUUGAUACGAACGAAGAAUAAUUCGGAUAAGAGCCAGCAAAAUGUCGUCUGCAACGGACGAAGUGGAGAAGCACAAGAGUCACAGGGGACGUAAUGCGGGACGCAAGGCAGAGAAGAAGAAGGCCAAGAAGGGACACGCUCAGGAACUGACGGACAGGCAGAAGAAUCCGAAGGCUUUCACGUUCCAUUCUGUGGUGAAAGCUGAGAGACAAUUCAGGCGCAAGCAGGACAUCGAGACAAAGAAGCAGCAUAUACCCUUAGUCGACAGAACACCCUUAGAACCACCACCGAUCCUGGUGGCUAUAGUGGGUCCACCGAAGGUGGGAAAGUCCCUGCUCGUUCAGUGCUUAAUCAAGAGCUAUGUAAAACAGCCUUUGGCCAACAUACUCGGUCCAGUCACCGUAGUAUCCGGCAAGAAGCAACGAAUUACCUUCAUGGAAUGCAACAAUGACAUCAACAGCAUGAUAGACAUCGCCAAGGUGGCGGAUCUGGUGUUGCUGCUGGUGGAUGCAUCCUUUGGAUUCGAGAUGGAGAUAUUUGAAUUCCUGAAUAUAUGUCAAGUACACGGUAUGCCUAGGAUAAUGGGAGUGCUCACUCACUUGGACCUGAUCAAAAAUGCCAAGCAAAUGAGGAGGACCAAGAAGACGCUGAAGCAUCGCUUCUGGAUAGAGGUGUUCACCGGCGCGAAACUUUUUUAUCUCUCGGGGCUGGUGCACGACGAAUACCUGCGCACGGAAAUUAAGAAUCUGGCGCGUUUCAUAUCAGUCAUAAAGUUCAGGCCAUUGACUUGGCGCACUACUCAUCCUUAUAUUCUCGCCGAUAGAGUGGAGGACUUGACAUCGCCGGAAUUAAUCAGGCAGAAUCCAAAGAUCGACAGGACAAUAAGUUUAUAUGGAUAUAUCCGAGGGAUUCCUUUAAAUAAAGAGACGUCCGUGCACAUACCCGGCUGCGGCGACAUGAGGAUCAAGGACUUGAGCUUCCUGCCGGAUCCCUGCCCCCUGCCGGAGCAGAUCAAGAAGCGCGCUUUGGUGGAGAAGGAACGGCUGAUCUACGCGCCAUUUUCCGGCGUAGGUGGGAUAGUCUACGACAAGGACGCUGUUUACGUGGAGACGGGCGGCAGUCAUUUCCACAAGCACGAGGAUACCGGAUUGGCUAACGCGUUAAUGGACACGCAGGAGACGCUCGACCAGAAACUGCAGCGUAGCGAGUUGCAGUUGUUCAGCGACGCUGCGCCGAUCAAGUCUCAUGAUGUGAGCGAAACCAUGGCGCCUUACACGGGCGAAUUAGUGACGGAGAAUGGGAGAGUUCGUCGGAAAGUGGUAUUUGAAGACGAAGAAUCCCGGGAUGAUCUAGGCGAGGAUGCCGAUCGGGUUAAAGAAGGAAACGAAGGUAACAGCGAUGAUGACGAUGAUGACGAUGAUGAUGACGACGACAAUGAUGCAGGGAGUGAAUCGAGCGAUGGGGAUACCGUGGAACUUAAUGAAAAGGGCACUAAGAGGAAAAGAAGCGGAGAAGACGAUAGAAGGCGGAGCAAAACGAAGAAAAUGGUUAAUGCGGCAAAGGAAGGUAACGAUAUGGAUCUUGACGAAACUGGAGUAAUGAAGGAUGAGGGGAAUGAAGUUGCCCAAGGGAAGACAGGAGUGUAUCAUUCUCUGAGCAAGGAGUCGGACAUGCUGAUCAAGAAUAAGAUCUCGAAGGCGCUGAGUUGCCUCGACGCAGCCGAGAAAAGUGCAGAACGCGACGGCGACGAUGAAAGUUUCGACGAGCUUAGCGACGAAGACUCACGCACAGGAUUAGAGAUGGACGAUUUAGAUCACAUCAGCGAAUUCAAAGGGGAAGGGUCUGAAGAUGAGCAGGAAGACGAAGAUGAUGAAGAAGAAGAGGAGGAGGACGUGAGAGAGAAGAAAGAAGAUGUUGAGGCGGACGAGAGCGAGGAGGAAGUCGCAGACGAGCUGAAAUGGAAGGCGAACUUAGCCGAGAAGGCGAAAGAAGCGUUCAUUAAUCGCCAGCAGAACAAUAAGAACUUAAUGAAGCUGGUCUACGACGUGCUGGAUAAGAACAACUUGUCGGAGACGAAGAAGGAAGAGAAAGAGGACGACCAGGCCGGAGAAGACGUAGGCGUGAUACUGCGAGCCGUUCAAGAAAAACAGAAGCGGAAGAUUCAAGAGCGGGAAUUGCAGAAUCAAGAAGAGUCGGUCUUCUUCACGACGGAGAAGCCGCGCGACUGGCUGGAGGAGGUGAACAAGGCGCUGCUGGCCGACCGUUUCGUGACGGGCAAGUGGAAGGAGUCGGAGGACGCCGAGGAGCUUCUAAAGCUAGACGACAUGGUGGACGAGGGGGAGGAAAUGGGCGACUUCGAGGACUUGGAGACCGGGGAGAAGCAUGAAGGUGCUCGGCCGGCGGCGCCCGAGGACGAGAAGAGGAAGCUGUUGGAGAAGAAGAGGAAGCUGAAGCAACAAUUCGACGCGGAGUACGAUUCGGGGACGAAGACGUAUUACGAGCAGCUGAAGGCCGAGGUGGAGAGGCAAGCUGACAUCAACAGGUCGGAGUUCGAAGGCUUGGACGACGACUUGAGGGUGCAGCUGGAGGGCUACCGGCCCGGGAUGUACGUGCGUUUGGAGAUCGAGACGGUGCCGUGCGAGCUGAUCACGCACCUCGACCCGACUUACCCGCUCAUCGUCGGCGGGCUGCUGCACGGCGAGGAGAACAUCGGCUACGUGCAGGCGCGCAUCAAGAAGCACCGCUGGUACACGCGUAUCCUCAAGAGUCGCGACCCGCUCAUUUUUUCCGUCGGCUGGCGGCGCUUCCAGUCGCUGCCGAUUUACUCCAAGCUGGAGGACAACCUGCGCUAUAGGAUGCUCAAGUACACGCCGGAACACGUGGCCUGCAUGAGCCAGCUGUGGGGCCCGGUCACGCCGCAGGGCACCGGGGUGUUGGCGGUGCAGGACGUCGCCAGCAGGGGGCCGGGCUUCCGCAUCGCGGCGACCGGCUCGGUCGUCGAGAUCGACAAGAGCGUGCAGGUGGUGAAGAAGCUCAAGCUCACCGGCGUGCCUAUGAAGAUCUACCGCAAGACCGCGUACAUCAAGGACAUGUUCAACAGCUCGCUCGAGGUCGCCAAGUUCGAAGGCGCCAGGAUCAAGACGGUGUCGGGGAUUCGCGGGCAGAUCAAGAAGGUGGUCGCCAAGCCGGAGGGCUGCUUCCGCGCCACCUUCGAGGACAAGAUCCUGCUGAGCGACAUAGUGUUCUGCCGCACGUGGUACAAGGUCGACGUGCCGCGUUUCUACAACCCGGUGACGUCGCUGCUGCUGCCGCCGGCGGAGAAGAACCAUUGGCGAGGCAUGAAGACCGCCGGGCAAUUGAAGAGGGAGAAGAACAUUCGCGCCGAGGCCAACCGAGAUUCCAUGUACACGCAGAUCGAGCGAGACGUCCGGGUGUUCAGGCCGCUCUACGUCCCGCGGAAGUUGCAGAAGGAGCUGCCUUACAGAGACAAGCCGAAGGAAGAGCAGCUGCCCAAUCGCAACCCCAAGUUCGGCCGAGGCAGGGUCGUCGUAGUGCGCGAGCCCGAGGAACGAAAGGUCGCCAAGCUCAUGAGGAUGAUCAGGGCGACCUACGCGCGCAAACAGCAGCAGAACAAGGAGGCGAUGACGAAAAGGAUCACGGAAUAUCAAGCGCGAGUCGCCGCGGAGGAAGUCAAGAAGAUGAGGAAGCAGAGGGAAGUUAAGAAGGAGAUCUUCAGGGAUCUCUCCAAAUUGGAGAAGAAGAGGCAGAAACGGUGAGGACCCGAAGAAGAGGUCUCGAAGAAAGUGUACA